GUCCAGGACAGAGCGGAAACAGCGGGGACCGGGAAAACGGCGCGAGCCUGUGAACGGGACUCUCUCUCUCUCUCUCUCCUCCAUUUUGGUUCAGUGAUGGAGAACAUCCGGACUCCAAAGGUGGACAAAGUGCGUCUUCUGGACAGGUCGUCAGGUCAGCGAAAAAUCAGCGUGGGGACUCUUUAUCUCUCUGCCACUCACACCAUCUUUGUGGACAACAACCCUGAGACACGCAAGGAGACGUGGGUGUUGCACAGCAUGGUGUCCAGUGUGGAGAGACUCCCCCCCUCACCUGCAGGAAGUCAGCUGAUCCUGCGCUGUAAGGACUUCCAGGUCUUCCAGAUCCUUGUCCCUCAGGAGAGGGACUGUGUGGACGUCCACGCCUCACUGGUCAGGUUGUCACGUCCAGAGAAGUACAGUGAACUCUACUGUUUGUCCUUCAAUCCUAACGUAAACAAAGAGCAGAGGGCGGAGUCGUGGGCGUUCAUCGACCUUGUGGCCGACUACAAGAGGAUGGGUGUUCCUAACAACCUGUGGGUCGCCACGGCAGCCAACAGUGAAUACAGAGUGUGCGACACGUAUCCGUCACAGCUGUUUGUUCCAAAGUCGGCCACGCCCACCGUCAUUGUGGGCAGCUCCAGGUUCAGGAGCCGAGGACGAUUUCCUGCUCUGUCCUACUUUCACCAGGACACGCUGGCAGCAGUGUGUCGCUGCAGUCAGCCUCUGUCUGGCUUCAGUGGACGCAGCCAGGAAGACGAGAUGAUGCUGCAGGCUGUGAUGAAGUCCAAUCCUGGAAGUGACUUCAUCUAUGUGGUGGACACCAGGCCCAAGCUGAAUGCCAUGGCGAAUCGAGCAGCAGGUAAAGGUUACGAGAACGAGGAUCACUACACCAACAUCAAGCUGCAUUUCAUCGGUAUUGAGAACAUUCACGUGAUGAGGAGCAGUCAACAGAAGUUCAUCGAGGGUGAGACUCAUGUCGUCUUUUCAUUCCUUCACAAUAAAAGCUCAACAUUCUCACGUUACUGACAUGAAAUCACGACA
This is a messenger RNA of Solea senegalensis (Senegalese sole), 1041 nucleotides long. RefSeq names its product myotubularin-related protein 7-like. Bases 97 to 1026 code for a protein of 309 amino acids. The transcript has 7 exons. The record is from RefSeq and is a predicted model, not a curated record. Lineage: Eukaryota; Metazoa; Chordata; Actinopteri; Pleuronectiformes; Soleidae.